AAGAUCAAUUGUGACUAUGAUGAAAAACAAGGUGGAAUUAUGAAGUCUGAGCCAGUAGAAAUUGGAGAAGAACCCAGAAUCCUUUAUAACUGCAGGCCGGAAUAUGGAGACUAUGACCACAUGGAACUGGAGAGGCAUUCUGAACCAUGUGACCUUGUCAAAUCAAAUACUGCAAAACUGAAGUGUGACAUUUGUGGAUUGGGUUGUGUCAGCCUCAACGUUCUGGUGGUUCACAAACGCAGCCAUACUGGUGAGCGCCCUUUCCAUUGCAAUCAGUGUGGAGCCUCAUUUACUCAGAAGGGAAAUCUUCUCCGCCAUGUUAAACUUCACACUGGGGAAAAGCCAUUCAAAUGUCACCUUUGUAGCUACGCUUGUCAAAGAAGAGAUGCACUCACAGGUCACUUAAGGACACAUUCUGUGGAGAAACCAUUCAAGUGUGAAUUCUGUGGACGGAGUUAUAAGCAGAGAAGUUCAUUAGAGGAACACAAAGAAAGAUGUCGGACAUACCUGCAGAAUGCUAGCCUCAGUGAAGCUGAAAGUUCAGAGAGAAGGCACAUCAGAACUGAGAUGGGGACUGAGCGGGCCCUUGUCCUGGACCGCUUAGCAAGCAAUGUUGCCAAACGAAAACGUUCCAUGCCACAGAAAUUUAUUGGUGAAAAACAUCCUAACUUUGAAGUGAAUUACAGCCAUGGCUUUUUAUAUGAAAAGGAGAGAGAGGCUAUGCUGCCAGGGUGCAUGGCAGAGCAAGCCUUCAACAAUGCCAUUGGCUAUCUUGGUGCAGAGCCAGCACGCUCACUUGUGCAGACCUCAGCUGCUCCAACUUCAGAGAUGGUGCCUGUUAUCAGCAGUCUGUACCCUCUUACAUUCACUCACACUGAAAUGCCCAAUAACAACCCACUGAAAAUGGAAAGGAGUGACAUCCAACCGAGAGACAAGAUACCUACUGAGCAAGGCCUUUCUCCAAACAAUAGUGGUCAAAAUUCUACAGAUUCAGAUAACAUUCAAGAAGAGAACCAGAAUCAUGCCUACCUUCAAAAUCAAAUGGUUCCUCCUCCUUUGCAGGCCAGGAAUGGACUGCUGACUUUCAAGGAAAACCCUAGAUCAUAUGACAUGUUCAGGCAAUCAACCAUUUGUCCUUGUGAUGUCUUGAAAGUUUUCAACAAAGAAGGUGAACCCGUUGGAUUCUUUCGAUGUGAUCAUUGCCGUGUUCUUUUCUUGGAUUAUGUUAUGUUCACUAUCCAUAUGGGAUGUCAUGGUUUUCGUGACCCUUUUGAAUGUAACAUGUGUGGGUACAGGAGCCAUGACAAAUAUGAGUUCUCCUCCCACAUAAUUCGGGGUGAACACAGAGUGGGUAUGAUAUGAGAGCACAAUUACUCUAUUCUUUUCUGAGACACUCUGUAUUGCAAAAAUCAGCCAGUUUUUGAAGUAGAGUUAAAUAUUGAGUUUUCUCAAGAAGAUAAAGCAAAACAAAUCUGAUCACGAAUGUAUGAAUGGGUAUUUUUAUGAAAUUCACUUAAAGAACUAAAGUGUUCAACAUUCUUUGAUCAGGAACUGAGAAGGUUAAACAUUAUACUUUCUAAUACAGGCAGCAUAAUAAGAUCUUUUUUAAAAACAAAGAUCUCCUUAAAUUCUGACGUUUUUAGAAAAACUGGUUUAUUUUUCAGUGAUUCUCUGCUUUUCAACAUUUUAUUAACAAUGUACUAAUUUUUGGCCCAACCAUCUUUUGUCUAGUUAAACAUCUUUUGCAUGUCUUGUGGCAAAGCAUUUACUGUAUUAUAGUGCUACCUAACUCCAGCAGAUCUUACUGCCUUAUUUUACUACAUGCUUUUUAAUGAAAACAAAGGCUUCUUCAAUACUAGACUUCUAUUAAGCUGUCAAACUGCCUUAUUCAGAAUUCUACUAGAUGUCCAAAUGACAUCACCUUCUAUUUCUAACCAUCUUGUCUCAGAAUUGCAAUAAAGAAAAAAACCUCCCAAAUCGCUCCACAAUGUCUUUCAGCAGCACUCUGGAAACACAUAAUGAUGAUACAUAGAAAGGAAUAAUGACAAAACUAAGGGUUUUUCUUACAGGAAGAAAUUACAAUUUAGCAAACAUAUAGAACUCAUGUGAUUAAGACCUAAGGAAUGCCAACAAGAAGGAAAAUUUUAAAAUGUGGAAACCUGUGACUGAAUUAGAAUCUAAAUCAUUAUGAACCCAAAGUGCUGAACAUGUAACUCAUUGCCAUCUUUAGUAUUAAAAGUAGGUUUAGGGAUAGUGCUAUAGGAUUGGCAUAAUCAUGUUUUGGACAUCUAAGUGAAUGUACACGUUUAUGUGAACAUUGGAUAAAGAUUUGUAGGGGAAGAAUUUAAGAAUUUCUUAUACAUGCCAUUCUUUGAUUCAUGCACUGUAAUAUUUAGUCAAUAGAUAUUUGAAAUCAUGUGUUAUAAGGAUAUUUGUCAAAUUUUCUGGGAAUGCCUUUAGCUUUUGUUGAAUAUUGAGUACUGAACACAAGAUGGGUAGCUAGGAUUUGUUGUUUUUCUAGGAAUGAAGUUAUCCUCUGUAAUAUUAGUAUUCCAAUCCAAAAGCGGCAUCACGUGGACAAUAAUAGCCUGCUAGCUAUAAAAACAAACCAAGCAGAAGACAAUUUUGUUUUUUUCUGUCCUUCAAGAUAAACUCCAGAUUUGAUGAAGAGGGAAGAUUGGGGGGUGGGGGUGGAGUGGAGGUGAAGACAUGCCACCACAUUUCAAUGAAAUAUGUUUCAAUGAAAUGUCAAUGUUUCUUCUGAGCAAAAUAGUAUGGGAAUUUUGAAGG
Molecule: messenger RNA, 2790 nt
Organism: Thamnophis elegans (Western terrestrial garter snake)
Lineage: Eukaryota; Metazoa; Chordata; Lepidosauria; Squamata; Natricidae
Gene: IKZF3
Product: IKAROS family zinc finger 3
Exons: 5
Coding region: 40-1362 (440 amino acids)
Biological process (GO): regulation of transcription by RNA polymerase II
Molecular function (GO): RNA polymerase II cis-regulatory region sequence-specific DNA binding; DNA-binding transcription factor activity
Source: RefSeq, a predicted model, not a curated record